ACACGUGUCAAAACUCUAAGUGGAUAGGCUAUAGCAGCAGAAGACAUUAUAAGUCAAAAAUAAUAAUUCUAAUAAAUAGCUAAUAAAGUGCGUACUGAGUGCCUGUUCUUCGAACAUGGGAUGUUAUUUUUCAGGUUAGUGGCCGACCUUUGACAUGAUGUACAGCAUUAUUAUAGUAACUUUUUUUCCUGCCUUCCCCUGCAGAGCAUGAGGCAAAAAUGAGCUGUGGCCAAAAGAAUGAGCCUGAGGAGAGGCCGGCCAGCGACGAGCUGGAGUGUAAGAUCUGCUACCAGCGCUUCAACGCCCACAACCGCAAGCCCAAGAUCCUGGACUGCCUGCACCGGGUGUGCGCCCGCUGCCUCAACAAGAUCCUGGACAUGGGCGACGGCUCGCAGUUCAUCAGCUGCCCGUUCUGCCGGCACGAGACCGAGGUCUCCGAGUACGAGGUGGCCGGGCUGCCCGACGACUCCAACAUCAUGUCCCGGCUGGCCACCAGGGACAAGUCCUGGAGCUCGGACAGCAAAGAGGUGGUCCUCACCCCCAAGACCCUGUCCUCCUCCAGCCCCUCGCACGACUCCUCCAACUGCCUGGUGAUCACCAUCAUGGAGGUGCAGAGGGACCUGCAGCGCUCGCCCAGCAGGAACGGCAGCUCGGACUACUACGCCGAGCAGAGCCUGGACUCCGUAUCGGUGGCCUCCAACAGCCAGGCGGAGCAGGACGUCCUGUCCAAGCUCUGCAGCCACGUGCCCCGGAUACUGGUGUGGCUGCUGGGCUUCUUCUACUUCGGCUCCCUGCCUCUGGGGAUUUACCUGCUGGUGAUCCAGAGAGUGACGCUGGGCAUCGUGUGCGUGAGCCUGGUGCCCUCCAGCCUGACUGUGUGCCUGGUGUACGGGUUCUGCCAGUGCCUGUGCCAGGGCAUGUGCGACUGUGCCUCCCGGAGCUGACUAUGCCGGGCGCUGUGCCAGGCCCUGACUCCCCUCAGCUUCACGUACGAGGCCGAGACGCAGAGUACCUCCAACAACACCGACCCGCUUUCAUUCAUGCUUUAGAACAACAACAACAAAAACCGGGCGGAGAUUCCUCUCCCCAACACCUCUCCCAUGAGAUGUCAUAAUGUCAGUUGUCAAGGUGUAGACUGGGAUUUAACACACUGAGCACUCCUUAAGAGUAAUGUAACCUGGUAAGAUGCACUUUAGUAUUUGCACUUAUUAGUAUUACAUUGUGGAUGAGUACUGUGGUUUCACUGUUAAUCCCGGGAUGAUGUAAUGUGUUAUUUAUGCCCUGAAGUAGUCGACUUUGUCGUUUUUUCUUUACAAUUUCACAAAUCUGAUCCGCUUCAGGCCGAACUUUGAGAUCUGCAAAGUGGUCUCAAAGAGGACCUCUGCCUUAAGAGGAAAGAGGAACUACCUACGGCAGACUACCACAGAAAUAAAAUGAGGUUUUCUAAAAUAGUUUUUGUAUUCAUUUAUAAAAUCCAGCGCAGAAUUAUACAUUCAAAUGGUUUCAUAAUGAAGUUUAUUUGUGUGUUGCUGUUCUAAAUAGUGACUUGUCUGCUGUUAAAAAAAAAAAUCAAUGGAAAAUUCAUAGCAAUCAUUCACAUGCCAACAUUGACAUUUUAGGUUCUUCUAAAUGUUUGAUGUUAAAACUGUGAACACUAGAAUGUUUGCCUAUUCUUAAAUAAUUUUUAACACUUUCAUCUGAAAUAAUAUGCAAUGAUUUGAAAAUGUAUGGACUUGAAACUAUUUUUUGCUUCUCUUGGAAAUAGAAUUAUACACAGGAAACCAGAACAUGAUUAAACAAAUUAAAUUUUCAUGGACCAAACCAAAA
This is a messenger RNA of Conger conger (European conger), 1827 nucleotides long. RefSeq lists its product as uncharacterized. The record is from RefSeq and is a predicted model, not a curated record. NCBI's taxonomy places the organism in Eukaryota, Metazoa, Chordata, Actinopteri, Anguilliformes, Congridae. The transcript has a single exon. Bases 219 to 944 code for a protein of 241 amino acids.